Messenger RNA from Dreissena polymorpha, 7764 nucleotides. RefSeq names its product activated Cdc42 kinase-like. Gene Ontology annotation, molecular function: protein tyrosine kinase activity; ATP binding. The transcript is spliced from 17 exons. Lineage: Eukaryota; Metazoa; Mollusca; Bivalvia; Myida; Dreissenidae. Gene Ontology annotation, biological process: protein phosphorylation. The record is from RefSeq and is a predicted model, not a curated record. The coding region runs from base 357 to 4349 and encodes 1330 amino acids.
AUAAUGGUAUAAAUUAUUUAAAAGUGUGUGCAUGACAUUGCAUUAUAUUUGUUGCAGCAAGUGAUGUGACUGUCAAAAUCACAUAUGUUUACGUAUUUGAAAAAAAGGGAAACACAGCAACAUCUGCGGAUUGUUUUUUGACAAAUCAUGUGAAUGGACUUUGCUUACAAGCAAAAUACUACAAACUUGACAAUCAGUAAUAUGUGAAAUCUUAAAGCAGCAUACUAAGGUGAACUUUUUAUUUAUUUAUGUAGCUUAAAGGACUUAAGGAUAACACACUGUGAGUGCAAUUUGUUUGGGAUUUUCACUGGUGUGUGUCCUCAAAUUGACUUGAUUAAAUUUUCGACGUGUCAGCCAUGUUUUCUGGGAAGCGACUCAAGCCUGUGCGAUACUCUCGCUCUUUCCACGUCAGAGAUCGCGCCGACCCCAGUCCAAGGGUCGAGGCCACUCCUGGGUCACCCACGGUUACCACAACCAUGGGGUCCACGGUGCGAGACCUUCGGGACUUCCUGUUAGAGGCGGAGUUAGAACACUACCUGAGCGCAUUCAGGAAUGAGCUAAAAAUAGCGUCAGUCCCGCAGAUAAAGUAUGUGGCAGAGGAGGACCUGCAAAGUAUCGGGAUGACAAAACCUGAGAUGAGACGAUUGAAGAAGUUCUUCAAGAAAGAGUGUCCGCAGGGCAAACUGGAGAAAUUUAAAAGGGCAUUAUUAGACCGGGCGAACCUGACAGUCAGCCCCAGCACUCGCACCUUGAGCCCGUCCUCCGAUCACCGCAUCUCCCGCCCGAUAUCGUACAUAAGGCCCACGGGAAAACAGAUCAUCUCUAGCGACCUGAUAGAGGUCAAGAGGACCCUGGGCGAAGGAGAGUUUGGGGUCGUCCAGGAAGGGGUCUGGACUACUGAGGCAGGGGAGAAGGUGGAGGUAGCAUUGAAGUGUCUCAGCAGGGACCGCAUGGAGAACGGUACCCAGGAGUUCCUGAAGGAGGCUGGGCUUAUGCAGACCAUUGACCACGGGCACAUCGUACGCAUGUACGGGGUCGUACUGGACAAGGAAAACUCACUCAUGUUGGUGACGGAGUUAGCCCCCUUGCGCUCCUUUCUGGAAUGCCUGAAGGACCCCACCCAGAGACAGCACCUGACAUUGGCGCGACUGUGCGACUUCACGCAACAGAUCAGUGACGGCAUGGCGUACCUGGAGAGCAAGCGUCUCAUUCACAGGGAUCUCGCAGCCAGGAAUAUACUCAUGUUCUCGCACACAACUGUGAAAAUCAGUGACUUUGGGCUGUCCCGAGCGCUAGGCCGGGGGAAGGACUACUAUCAGAGCAACUUCACCAUAAACCUUAAACUGCCUAUAGCCUGGUGUGCACCAGAGUGUAUCAACUACCUGAAGUUCACGUCCUCCAGUGAUGUGUGGGCGUUCGGCGUCACGCUGUGGGAGAUGUUCACAUACGGAUGUCAACCCUGGGCAGGGCUGAACGGGCAACAGAUCCUUGAUGCAAUAGACUCUCCCAACUUUCAUCGCCUAGAUCAGCCGGAACUGUGUCCCAGGAACUACUAUGAACUUAUGCAGAAAUGCUGGGACCAUGAUGCAGAAAACCGGCCAACUUUCAGUGAAAUGUACAUUAUGUUACCUCAGAUGCGACCAACGCAAGUUAAAGCCAUCAAAGAUUUCCCUGAAGUCACAGUUCCAAAGGACUACAUCUACUACAAAGCCUAUGACGUUAUAACAGUGCUUGAUAAAACUCCAGUGAAGCCACCAGUGGCAGGUCUAUGGAAGGGAGCCCUGGCCAGUGGCAAGACCGGCUACUUCGACCCCUGUAACACUGUCCCCUUCAUUGAGCCCAAGAGUAGCCCAGACAGCACCACGCCAAAGAAAACAAUCAUGAGGAAAGACUCAAAGCGUUCGGGAAGUAAAAAGAUCCGACCGGACAUGAUCAGUCGACCACAGAAUGAUCUGCGCCACACAGGUCACAUUGGCUAUGACGGGGCCAUAUUUGGAGAUGUGGGCUUCAUAGGAGACAACUAUGACAAACUGCCUUUCAAAACUGCAUCCAUAGGAAGACUCGACGACAGUCGUAACUCCAUCAACCUUUCACGUCUGUCAGACAGUCCGGACCGAGAUCGUGUUCAGCUCAGCUUGUCGGACUCCUCUCUCCAUGCAAUGCCUCCGUCCCGAUCAAAUGGCUACGGGAAGUCAUGGAUAAGCGUUGAGUCUCUGGAGUCGCAGUCAACUGGACGGACAGACGAACGCGAGGAGAAAGAUGCCUACCUGGAUAUUGACGAUGACUCGCUCCUGGCAGACUUCAAGAUGCCAGACCUAGGGUCAUCUCUGGACUUUGGGGGCUCGUUUAUGGAUGAGGUCCUGAAAGCACUCAACGAGAAGGAAUCCCAGCUGGAGUCAACCAAUGAAAAAGUGUCUACAGGUUCCCAGGACGACGUGUUCACCAUUGGAACCAGGAACCGUUCCAUAUCACCGCAGGGUCAUGCGGCGCCGCCACCGUUACCAUCACAACCACCUAGAGCUGAGACGAAGGCAUCAAUUACCAAACCUGAACCACCUCGAAAACAGGCUAAGGUGAAACCAAUGUCAACGUCAGACGAGAAAAUGAUGGAGGAAGCAAUAAGCCUAGCAACUGAGCUGGAUUCUCACACGUCUCGAGCUCAGAUGAUGGGGGAAGAUCCGUUUGACGUGCCAGAUUCAUCAGACCGUGACGGGGGUACCAGUAGUGGUUCACCUAGCAUGUUGCAAAAGAUUCGCGCCUCAAUAAAACGGGAGCAGAAAGUGGAGCGACAAAGAACAUUCUCAGACAGCUUGAAACAGGAUUCCGAUAACGAGAUCCCGCCCGAGGCACAGGAAGCGUAUAACAUGCUGGUAGUUCAUGGGUCUGUGAAGGAGGGCUCAAGGGGGUAUCCGCCUCGGGUUGAUAGCAAACGUGAAUCUCUCGGCAGUAACAAUAGUGGUUCUGGACAUUCUGGUCACAACUUUGCGUACGCUGACUCAAGUAAUUCUAGCCUUUCACAAACCCCCGAUAGGUCGUCUCCUGCUAAAUCGUUAUCUACGUCUAGGCAGUCCUCUGAACAUGGGUCGCCGUCACCUCCUGUGUUGCCACGGCAACUCAGCAGGGGGGCAGUCCCCACCCAGACUCAGCGACCUUCCCCUGUCCCGCGAGUGGAGCCCCCUACACCUCCAAAGAGAGGUGAACCCCCUGUGCCAAAGCCUCGACCAGAAAUUCAGAGGGUGGAGCCAACAUUUAGAGCUACUCCCCCACCAGUGCCUGCUAAAGACUUUGAUAUCAGAGUAGAUGGUGCCAGUAGAGUUGAUGGCUCCAGUAGAAGUCCCUUGCCUAUAGAAUUAAGUGCUAAAGACAGUUUGUUUGAAGUUUCUGCCCCGAUUGCAAUACUAUCGGCACCACUCGCUGUUGGCGAGAUUGAGACUGAGUGGAAACGGUCUGAGGAGAGCCUGAAAAGUGACCGCAACUCUCAGGCCUUCAGUGACAGUGGAAAGUUGGACAGUUUAAACACUAGCAUAGACUCUGGGGGACGAAAAUCAACAAGUCCCUCGGAAGCGUCUCAGUCAUCAGCUUCUAAGUUUUCGUUUUUCGAGGAAGAGAUAUCUGAGCCUUCCCCAAGGGAGAUUAUGAGCAAACUGGCACGGGAAAGUCGUCUGCGCCGCUCUUUGGACCACCAGCGUGGGGUAACGGGCGACGUCGGGGAAACCACCCCAAACCGGAAUCUCAGAGAACCGCAGGGCAUCCCGGGAAAGGCCCCAAUCUCACCAGGGACGACAGGGAGUGGUGACGAGGAGGUGGACACCAACCCACUGCGGAUGCUCCGGGGAGGAGUGAUACCCCCUGUACGGGGGGCCCGGGUCGGAUCAGGUAUGAGCUCCUCUAGUAAACCCACCCUCCGGCAUCCCAAACUGCAUUUCUCCUCCGCGAAUCCCGGAUCUCCGAUGCUCCAGCAUUCACUUAGCAUGGAAACAGGUCGAGACAAACCAGCAACCCCGGAAAUGGAACCGGACGAAUCCGCCCCGGCUUUACCUCCCAGGGAGACGAAUGGUGAAGAAAUAGAACUGCUGCAGAAGCUUUUUGGAAGUGAUGUUACCAAGGAGGAUUGCCGCGAGGCUCUACAGGACACAAGGUGGGACAUUCACAAGGCCGUCAAGCUCAUCAAACUCAAACAAUUGCUCAGCAUUCAGCUCGGGGAUGUGAGCCGCUGCAAAGAGGCUCUGCUGGCGUGUGACUGGAACAUCCAGGGCGCGGCGGACUACCUCCUCAACCAGGAGUCAGCGGCCCGUCAUCACCACCGGCGCCAAGGGUCACCGCCAAGUCCUGAAACAGUAGAUGUGUGACCUUGACCUUGAGUUAAGGGAUUUAAUUGUUAUCAUUUAUAAGUUUGAGUUUGACUCGAUCACAUUUUUGUGGAAGUUUGUCCUGUUGAGAAACACAUAGUGGGGUGUAUCCUCUCAGCUUUGUGCGAGACCUUAACCUUGCGUAAUUUGAGUAUACUUUUGAACAGUGGUGUAAUUUAGCCUUGCUGAGAAAGACUUUGUAGAGUGUAUCCUCACAAUGUGUAAUGUAUCCGUGGAUAUCUCUUCAGAAUAUCAUGUGCAAUUAACUCCAAGAUCAGCAAAUGUUGUUAGAAUUAUGUUGUUCAAAUUUUGUGUUUAAAUCUGUAUUUACUAGAAUAUAUGUGUAAAUAUUUCUACGUUAGUUUAUCAUAGAUUAGGUAUUUAAAUGCUAUAAUCUAUGCAUUUUGUUCUGUUUGUCUGUUUGUACCUUUUCUUGUUUUGUUGACAUAUUUUCAAUAUUUGACCAAAAUGGAUUUCUUCAUUUUCUUGCCAUUUCAUGUGUAUGUACAAUCAUCCAUUUCAUAUUUUUUGCAUUUAAUAAGUAGUUCUGAACUCAUUGAAAAUAUUUGUGAAUCUUGUAUUUGAAGUCCCGAAGGUUGUACAUGUAGUAAUUUAUCACUUAAAAUUUCAAUGCACAUUUUGUUUUAAUAUGAAUACAUUCAAAAAGUUAUAUCUUAUGAUGAGUAAAAGUUACUGGUCUAACAUAUUUGUUUUUUCCCUCACAAGGUUUAAAAAUACAUAAACAUUUUACUGAAGAAACUGUACACCACUUUGUAAGUUUGAUAAGUAUACACAUUUCUAAAGCAUUAUAAUGACAAAAAUACCAAAAGUUACAUGUAUAUUUAAUACCAGUUUUAUUAAUUACGAGUUGAAAACAUAAAAGCUGUGACUCCUCAAACUGGGCUUAAGGCAAAAAAUUACAGACAGAUCUUUGAUGGUUUUACCCCAGACUAAAGGAGACAUGUGAAUUUCCAAAGUACAUAUAUGCUCAAUAUUCUAGGUACUGCUAUUUAUUGGUUCAAUCUGCUGAUUGUUUUUUAUUUGUUCGCAUGGGUGAUAUGCUCUUCCAAUUUCUUCUUUUACUUUGUAUGUUCUUGUACUGCUAACUGUUUUGUAACUUGUUUUACUUGAACAAUUAUGCUUAGUUUGUUGUCAGAUUUGUUUUCCACUGCCACCUUUUUAUUAAGCAAACCUUUACAUCCAGCAGUAUUUAGCAUUUAAGAUUUGUCAACUUCAUGCAAUUGUGCAACACAUUUGCUUUACUAAGGUAGUGUUAAUUGGCUACAUUUACAUGUAUAUUCAACUGACGCAGAACAUAAAGUUUACUUGUUUAUGAAAUUUAAGAUAUAUUGUGAUUAUACUUGAACCAGGUUCUUAAAAUGUUUACUUUUGAAAGCUCAAUUUGUCUUCAAGUGUUGGAGGUUAAUUUCCCUCUUCCUGAACUUUUGACAUUACACAUCUUUGUUGAUUGAUGGUAUGAAUAUUCCAUAUAUUUCUUCCUUUUGCAAUUUUAAAUAUUCAAGAAGAAUCUUCAUUUUGAUGUUUGUUUCAUAUUCACAGGUUUAGAUUUCUCAUACAUGUGCUCUCAUUUCAACUGUUGUUAACUGCUUUAAUCCUGUUUGUUUUUUAAGUGCUCAAUACAUUUUGCGUAAAUCAGCUGGAAAAUCACGUCAGAUUUGUUAAGAAAUAGCACAUACUUACAUUUUCCCUGCUUUAAUUAUGUACUUUUGUGAAUGUUAAGUUGAUAAUAGGCAAGAAAAGGUUGAUCUAACCUUUAUUAACAGUUUAUUAUCAUGCAAUGUAACAUCUUACGUACAUACUGUCUGAAAUUGCACAUUUUGCCUAAUCAACAUAAUUUUAUCAACAUUAAUUUUGUAUAAGCAUUUGUGCAUGAAUUCACUCAUUUUACCUCUCAGAAGAUAUGUAAUAAUUAUAGGUUGAAUUAAGUUAUCUUCAUAGCAGUAAUGUCUUACCAUACGUCAAUAAAUUAUUUUGAUGAAGUUGCAUGGGGAGCUUUGCCACUGAUAACUGACAAUUCAUUUCUUAAAAGGUUCAAGUCUUGAAAAUGUUCAUGGCUACACCUCUUGUGCAUUUUUUUUUCUGUAACCACUUGUGAAAUAAAAUUUGUUUGAACACCAAAAUCAACCAAAAUCGUCUACAUCGUGCAUGGAUUCCUAAGAUUUAAGGACAAGGAAACAUAAUUUUUUGCAAUAUAUAUGGGCGCUUGUUAAAUUUUGAAGUAGAUUCAUCAUUUUCUAGUGCCUACACUACCAAUAUAUAUUUUUUUUAUAUAACUUUGUGAAGGAACAACCCCUGCAUGUAAGAUGCUCAAUGCCUUUAGGUUGUGACAUGAAUAUUUGUACAUGAUGAUGAAUCAAGUAAUGACAAUGGCUGCAGAAUCACAACAUACCGGUAAUACGAGUUGCACUAUUUUGUUGUGUACUUCUAGCUGAAUAUUGCAGAUCAAAAAUGAAAAAUAAAGUAACUGUUAUCAUUGCGUACACUGAUGAUAGCGAUUUGUCAAUUAUCUUAUUAAAAUAGGUCGUGUAAGAGCCUUACUGUUUAAGCUUUUUGAGCAAAGUUUGACUUAAGAAAAUGUUUUUGGCACUAUUAUUUGUUGAAAGUCACUUCUUUCUUAUUUAAAACUAGGUACAAUAAGAAACUUAUUUUGUGUUUUAAAACAGAAUAAAAUAUAUAAGGCAGAGUAACCUUUGCAUAUAAAAGACACAGGCCUACUUAGAUCUGUGAAAACAUUAUUGUUGACUUGGUAUUAGUUUCGUUAGAAUAGACGAGAACAUGGAUUUUUUGUAACGUCAUUGUUUUCAUUUAUUUGUUCACAGUUGCGUUUAUUUUGAUGUUUGUUCUUUGGGAAUAUUUUGUACAAUGUGUUACAGUUCUGCAUUUACCUUUUGUAUGUAACAUAUAAAUACAUUUGUAUUAAAUUAUUUAAUUUUGUGUUUGGAAUAACAUUUAUAGCAAAUAUAUUGCAUUAAUUUCAUUCUACAGACUAUAACUGUUCUGUUGCUUUUUGGGAAAAACGACGGACCAGGAAUAAAAAAAAGCAGAACAUAUUUAUAUCUUAGAGCAAUAACUCAAUGGAUGAUCGGGAAAAUAUUAGCACUUAGUGUAUUAUUGAACUUUCGUUAUAUGAGUAUUUCAACCUGCUGCCAAUGGAGGCAGUUUGAUAAAGGCAUUUUUCAGUCAGACUUUAAAAGCUUUGGUAAAUAGUUUAGUCUUGUGUGCAUAUAUAAUGUGCAAAAUGCUAGAUAGCUCAUCUUUAUCCUGUAUGUAACUGAGUCUGUGCCAUAUGCAGUUGUCAGUCAGCCACAAACGUUCAUUUAUUAUUAUAUAUUUACUAAAUAUAAAGCAGUAACACACAUAUGAUGUAAGAAUUUCUUAUUAAAACGCUGUUAAA